GGCCGGCAUGGCCUGAGUGCCCGGGGCGCGGCGGCGGCGGCGGCAAAGCGGCCGGAGGGCGCCAUGGGGAACCAGGACGGGAAGCUGAAGAGGAGCGCAGGUGAUGCCUCGCACGAAGGCGGCGGCGGCGGCGGCGCCGAGGAUGCUCCGGGGCCCAGGGACGUGGAGGCCACAAAGAAGGGGAGCGGGGGCAAGAAGGCGCUGGGCAAGCACGGCAAGGGCGGCGGGGGCGGCGGCGGGGAGCCCGGCAAGAAGAAGAGCAAGUCGGACUCCAGAGCCUCGGUGUUCUCCAACCUGCGGAUCAGGAAGAACCUGUCCAAGGGGAAGGGCGCCGCGGGCUCCCGCGAGGAUGUGCUGGACGCGCAGGCCCUGCAGACCGGGGAGCUGGACAGCGCUCACUCCCUGCUCACCAAGACGCCCGACCUCAGCCUCUCGGCGGACGAGGCGGGCCUGUCGGACACCGAGUGUGCGGACCCUUUUGAGGUGACCCGCGCGGGGCGUCCCCGGCCUGCCGAGGCGGGGGUCGGCGGCCGGGCGGUCGCCGAGGAUUUGGAAACUGCAGCGGGGGCGCAGGAUGGACAAAGGACCAGUUCGGGUUCGGACACGGACAUCUACAGCUUCCACUCGGCCACGGAGCAGGAGGAUUUGCUUUCAGACAUCCAGCAGGCGAUCCGCCUGCAGCAGCAGCAGCAGCAGCUGCGGCUCCAGGGCUCCGAGGAGCCCGCAGCGCCCCCCGCCGCCACCUCCCCUCUGCCUGGGGCCUUCCUGGGCCUGGACCAGUUCCUGCGGGGGCCGAGCGGCGGGGCUGGGGGAGCCCGGGACAGUGUGGACGCGGAGCAGGCGCUGGCCGCGCUCUCCGACCCGCCCGAGAGCCGGGUCGCUGAGCCCCCCGUGCCCGCGCGGCCGCGGUCCCCGGGCGGCCUCCCCUCCUCCGAGGCGCCCGGCCUCGCGGGGGCCCGAGACUCGCCCUCGUCCACGGCCUUCCCGUUUCCCGAGGCCGGGCCCGGGGAGAGCGCGGCCGGGGCGCCGGUGCGGAGGGCUGGGGACACGGACGAGGAGGGCGAGGAGGAUGCGUUUGAGGAUGCCCGCCGAGGCUCUCCGGGCGAGGAGUGGGGCGGGGUGGUGGGAGAGGAGGCCCCGCCGCCGAGGCCGGAGGGGGAGCCGGGGGAGGGGGCGCGAGGGCCCGGCACCCCCACCGGCGCCUCCCUGCCCGGCAGCCCCGCGCCCAGCCCGCGCUGUUUCAAGCCCUACCCGCUCAUCACCCCCUGCUACAUCAAGACCACCACUCGGCAGCUCAGCUCGCCCAAUCACUCCCCGUCCCAGUCCCCUAGCCAGAGCCCCAGCAUCAAGAGGCGGCCGGAGCCCUCCCUGAGUCGGGGGCCCAGAGCUGCCCUGGCCUCCGCGGCCGCCCCGGCCAAAAAGCACCGGGUGGACGGCGGCCUCGCGGGCGGCCUGAGCCGCUCUGCGGACUGGACCGAGGAGCUGGGCGGCCGCUCGCCCCGGCCGGGAGGCUCCGCGCACCUGCUGGAGUGCGGAGUGGCCGCGGGAGGCGGCGACGGGGGGGUGUCCCCGGCACCCGCCACCAAGGCGUCCGGGGCAUCCGCGGCUGCAGAUGGCUUCCAGAAUGUGUUCACAGGGCGAACUCUGUUGGAGAAGCUGUUCAGCCAGCAGGAGAACGGGCCGCCAGAGGAAGCGGAGAAGUUUUGCUCCCGGAUCAUUGCCAUGGGGCUUCUGCUGCCUUUUAGCGACUGCUUCAGGGAACCGUGUAAUCAGAAUGCCCAGUCGAGUUCAGCCUCGUUCGACCAAGAUCAGCUUUACACCUGGGCUGCAGUUAGUCAACCCACACACUCACUGGAUUACUCUGAAGGACAGUUUCCCAGGCGGGUUCCAUCUGCAUGGGCACCAUCUAAGCCUCCUGAAGAAGAACACAGACCCAUGGAAACAGAGGAUGAUGAAGAAUCUCAAUCUGCUGUUUUGGAAACUCCAAGAAAAGGUUCAGAUGCCAUCCAGCAGGAAGUUUCCGACGUGAAGUCUGAGGGGCAGGCGACAGUCAUUCAGCAGCUGGAGCAGACCAUCGAGGACCUGAGGACCAAGAUAGCCGAGCUAGAGAAGCAGUACCCUGCCGUGGACGUGGAGGUGGCCGGUGGCCGUGCAGGGGCUGAGAAUGGAGUGGCACCUUCGCACGACGCCCGUUCCGAAGCUCUCAGGUUAGGAGAAGAUGAUGUCCGGCCUCACAGGGUUUUGCAGGCCAGGUCCAUGCAGACUUCGCCCACGGAGGAGGGCGGGACCCUGGCGCUGCCGCAGGUGGCCGCUGCCUCCUCGCCGCCCGGACCCCAGGCGAAGUUCUGUUCGGAGAUUUCUUUGAUCGUGUCUCCACGGAGAAUAUCGGUCCAGCUCGAGGCCCAGCAGCCCGUGCAGGGCGCGGCGCAGCCUCCGCCGCCUCCACCCCUCCCGUGGGCCGGCGGUCAGGGACAGCCGGGGGCGCAGCCGUCCCGUCCUCCUGUCCGUACUGAGUUUGAAACCAGCCACGAACACUCUGUUUUCUCCUCCUCGGGAAACAGCUAUAACGUCCCGUCCCCACCGCCGCUGCCUUGCACAGAGUCCUCCAGCUCCAUGCCCGGCCUGGGCACGGCGCCUGCCCCGCCCGCCCCCCUCCCUGGCGCGACAGUGCCUGCGCUACCCGGCGCAGCCAUCCCCCCACCUCCUCCUCUGCCGGGUCUGGACGUGCUGCCACCCCCGCCCCCUCCUCCUCCCGGAGCGGGAAUACCCCCUGCCCCUCCUCUUCCUGGUACAGGAAUACCCCCGCCCCCUCCUCUGCCUGGAGUGGGAAUACCCCCUCCCCCUCCUCUUCCGGGUGUGGGGAUACCCCCUCCCCCUCCUCUUCCGGGUGUGGGGAUACCCCCUCCGCCCCCUCUACCUGGUGUGGGAAUACCCCCUCCUCCCCCUCUACCUGGUACAGGAAUACCCCCUCCCCCACCUCUUCCCGGAGUGGGGAUACCCCCUCCCCCACCUCUGCCUGGUACAGGAAUACCCCCUCCCCCUCCUCUACCUGGAGUGGGAAUACCCCCUCCCCCUCCUCUUCCUGGAGUGGGGAUACCCCCUCCCCCUCCUCUACCUGGAGUGGGGAUACCCCCUCCCCCUCCUCUACCUGGAGUGGGAAUACCCCCUCCUCCUCCUCUACCUGGAGUGGGAAUACCCCCUCCUCCCCCUCUUCCUGGAGUGGGGAUACCCCCUCCCCCUCCUCUACCUGGAGUGGGAAUACCUCCUCCCCCACCUCUACCUGGAGUGGGAAUACCUCCUCCCCCUCCUCUACCUGGAGUGGGGAUACCUCCUCCCCCACCUCUGCCUGGUACAGGAAUACCCCCACCUCCUCCUCUACCUGGAGUAGGAAUACCUCCUCCCCCUCCUCUUCCCGGUGCAGGAAUACCUCCUCCCCCUCCUCUGCCAGGUAUGGGGACUCUACCUGCUCCCGGUCCACCUGUCCCUCCCCCGCCGCCACCCCCUCUGCUUCCCGGAUCAGGUCUCCCGCUCCCCGCCCAAGCUGGCAGUAGCACUUUAUCGACACCGCAAGUGUGUGGAUUUCUUCCUCCUCCGCUGCCGUCUGGCUUGUUCGGACUAGGGAUGGGUCAGGAGAAAGCGAGCAGGAAGCAGCCGAUAGAGCCUUGUCGCCCAAUGAAGCCUCUUUAUUGGACAAGAAUCCAGCUGCACAGUAAAAGAGACUCCAGUGCUUCACUUAUUUGGGAAAAAAUUGAAGAGCCAUCCAUAGAUUGUCAUGAAUUUGAGGAAUUAUUUUCUAAAACUGCUGUAAAGGAGAGAAAGAAACCUAUUUCUGAUACUAUCUCAAAAACGAAGGCUAAACAAGUUGUCAAGUUAUUAAGCAACAAAAGAUCGCAAGCAGUUGGAAUAUUAAUGUCUAGUCUUCAUUUAGACAUGAAAGACAUACAACAUGCUGUUGUGAACUUGGACAAUUCAGUCGUUGACCUGGAGACCCUUCAAGCUCUCUAUGAGAACAGAGCACAGUCAGAUGAACUGGAAAAAAUUGAAAAGCACGGCCGGUCUUCCAAAGACAAGAAGAAUCCCAAGUCUCUGGACAAACCUGAACAGUUCCUUUAUGAGCUGUCACUAAUCCCCAACUUUUCAGAGCGAGUCUUUUGCAUCCUGUUCCAGUCCACGUUUUCUGAAAGCAUUUGCUCCAUUCGUCGCAAACUGGAAUUACUACAGAAGUUGUGUGAGACAUUAAAAAAUGGCCCAGGGGUUAUGCAGGUUCUGGGUUUGGUUCUAGCUUUUGGCAACUACAUGAAUAGUGGAAAUAACACUCGGGGGCAGGCAGAUGGCUUUGGAUUAGACAUUCUUCCGAAGCUGAAAGAUGUCAAAAGCAGCGACAAUAGCAGAAGCCUUUUGUCAUAUAUUGUUUCAUAUUAUCUUCGAAAUUUUGAUGAGGACGCUGGGAAGGAGCAGUGUGUCUUCCCACUGCCAGAGCCCCAGGACCUUUUCCAGGCCUCUCACAUGAAGUUUGACGAUUUCCAAAAAGAUCUCAGAAAACUGAAGAAAGACUUGAAAGCCUGUGAAGUUGAAGCAGAGAAAGUAUACCAGGUCUCCUCAAAAGAGCACAUGCAGCCUUUCAAAGAAAACAUGGAACAAUUUAUUAUUCAAGCUAAAAUUGAUCAAGAGGCAGAGGAGAAUUCAUUGGCAGAGACCCAUAAAUGCUUUUUGGAGACUGUAGCCUAUUUCUUCAUGAAACCAAAACUUGGAGAGAAGGAGGUGUCUCCAAAUGUUUUCUUCAGUAUCUGGCAUGAAUUCAGCUCUGAUUUUAAAGACUUCUGGAAGAAAGAGAACAAACUUAUUCUACAAGAGAGAGUAAAAGAAGCCGAAGAGGUGUGUAGGCAGAAAAAGGGAAAAUCACUUUAUAAAAUAAAACCAAGACAUGACUCUGGAAUUAAAGCAAAGAUAAGCAUGAAAACCUGAACAGUGAAAAGCAGAGUGAAAAUGAGUAAUUGCAACGACUUUUACACAAUUCAGCUGACCUGAGGGUGGGAAGAAAACUACAGCAAUUCUGAUCAUUUUUCUUCUUGACCUCUUGCAUAAUCUUUGUGUUUUCUAGACAGUUCACUAAUUGUUGAAUUUUACUGUAUAUUCGUAUAAAAAUACAAAAGCACUAGACCAGUGGAAAAUCUGACACCUUUUCUUUUUGUAAAAGUUUAUGGUAUUAUGGCGAUAGACCAAAACAGCAUGUAUAAGAGGCAGUAUCUGCACUAAUUCUGAACAUGCUAAACAUUAACCUAAAAUUUACUUUUGUGAGAAUAUUCCUUGUCACGACAAAGACACUUUCCUUUCUACUGACAACCAGUACUCCAUAUCACUGCAUUUAGAUAUAUGGGUAAAAUGUUACUUCUAGUGAAUUGUUUCAAUUUCACAUCUACAUAUAGAUUUUCUAUUUUAAAAUUUAAGUACCAUUUAUAUAUCGUAAUCAGUGCUUUCCCAACUCUUGGGUUGCUCUCCAUAACUAUAUAUUUGUGAAGGAAGAUUAUCAUUUUCACAAGUCAGGUAAUGAAUAGAAAAAAAAUACAGCAAAAGAAAAACUCUUUCCUAUAAAUUAUUUAAUAUAGACAGAAAUCAGAGUUUUAAGUGCAAGGAAACAGUAGUGGUUUUUCCCUGGUGUUGUUUUAUAGUCUUCCCACCCCCUUCAGUGCUUCCAAUGUGUAUAUUACCAUUCUUCAAUGAAAUAAUAGGGCAUUUAACAAAGAUCGCUAUGUGCAAUACUGUUUCUAGUGUUUCUAUUUCAAUUUUUUUAGGAUGUUAAUUUUUAUGAAAAUAAAAUGAGUUAAUAAUAAAACAAUAGUUAAUAAUAAAAAGAGUUCUGUGUCUGUUAUGUGAAUAUUGCACAAGGAUAUUUGUAAAAUACAGCCAUGGUGUUUGACAUGGGAUCAGGGGUGAGAGAAGGAGAGAAAAUGAAUUAGUCUGCAUAUUCCCAUGCACAA
Molecule: messenger RNA, 5978 nt
Organism: Microcebus murinus (gray mouse lemur)
Lineage: Eukaryota; Metazoa; Chordata; Mammalia; Primates; Cheirogaleidae
Source: RefSeq, a predicted model, not a curated record